Molecule: messenger RNA, 870 nt
Organism: Symbiodinium sp. CCMP2456
Lineage: Eukaryota; Dinophyceae; Suessiales; Symbiodiniaceae
Source: the annotation of a GenBank genome assembly
AUGCCAGUUCCCCAUGCCGCGGGGCUCGGCCCACCCCCUGUGGUCUCGGGCAGCCUGCAACCAAGCCAAGGCAGGCAGCUGGACAAGGAGGGGGAACCCAGCUGGGACCAGCUUCGCUUGUCCCUGCGACAUAUUUACAACGAGCAGGUGGCUUGCUUGGCGAAGUUUGAUGUAUUCCUCCAGGCAACUGAGAACCCGAUUGUCACAGCCGACGGCGCAGAUGUGCAGCCGCGAGGCGGCGAUGCGCCCGAGGCUCCCAUGUGGCACCUGCCAUCAGUCGGAUGGCGAACGACAGACUCCAGUCAUCGUGAUGCUCCCGGCGACCAGGAGAAUGUGCAGAGAUACGAGUUCAGCAACGAGUCUGUGGAGCCCACAUCGUGUGCACCGGUGGAGCAGCCGAUGACUGAGCGAGUCACUGCAGAGUCGAAAGCGCCAACUGGAUCCAAAGUUUCGGCGCCAAAAGGUUACAGUGUUGGCAGGAGCAUGAUGUGGAGGGAGAUGCUUACUGGCGCAUCGCACUCCUUGGCAGCUGACUUUUCGCAUCACCUCGACGGCAAGAAGUUCCAAUGUAUCCGUCGCUGCUGUCUUCGGCUGGUUUCGAAGAAAUGGUUCGACUACAUGAUGGGCCUGAUCAUCUUUGCAAAUGCCAUCUCAGUUGGCUAUGAGAUUCAGGCCUCCUUGACACAGGUUGAGUCUUGGAUGUACUGGCUCGACUUUGUCUUCGUGCUCAUCUACUUUGUGGAGCUCAUCAUACGUUUGCUAGCAUGGGGACGAAAGUGCUUCAAGGAUCCUUGGUGCAUCCUCGACAUGGUUCUGGUUUCCAUGGGGCUUUUCAGCCUUUUCACCGAGCAUGUCGGCGAAAAAGUCCAG